UUUGUAUGUCUAUGGUAUUUGUUAACGGUCUAUGGCCUUAUGUCUACAGGCUCGUCUCUAGGCGACUGGCGAUGACGUCAUCACCAACGGACAGUGUUGUCAUUCCUGAAAUGUGGGAAGCGGCUGUCUUUGUAAUUGGUUCUUUUUAAAAGAUUUCAUCGCCCUUUAACCACCGAGACUUAAAAUGGCGGACUACUGGAAGUCCCAGCCAAGGAAAUUCUGUCAGUACUGCAAGUGCUGGAUUGCGGACAAUAAGCCUAGCGUUGAGUUCCAUGAAAGGGGGAAAAAUCACAAAGAAAAUGUGGCUGCAAAAAUCUCAGAGAUUAAAAAGAAGAGCGUUGACAAAAUGAAGCAGGAGGAACGUAUGUCUAAAGAAUUUAAGGCAAUGGAGGAGGCAGCAAUGAAGGCAUAUCAGGAGGAUCUGAAGAGGAUGGAAAAGGAGUCAGAAGGUUCAGGUUCAUCUGCCCAAACUACAACACAGCCACCGCCACAAGCUCAGGCAAAACCUCAGGUAAAACCUCAGGUAAAACCUCAUGCAAGGCCCCAGACAAGACCCCAGGCCAAAAAACAGCAAAAGAAAGAGAAAGCAAGCGGGAAGUCCAGAGGCCAAAGAGAGGCGCAGGUUUGGGUCGAAGGACAGACGGACGAUGGACACACGUACUAUUACAACGCGAUAACCGGAGAAUCUACAUGGGAAAAACCAGAGGGGUUCCAUGGAGAAAACUCAGCCUUUGCACAGCCUGGACAGACUGAGAGCUCUUCAGGCUGUCCUUGGAUGGUUGCCGUCAGUCCUGAUGGUUAUACAUAUUACUACAACUCAGACACUGGAGAGACCAGCUGGGAGAAGCCAGCGGGCUUUUCUUCGAAGGAGUCGUCUGGAUCUGGAUCCAUCAAAGAGGACGAGAGUCCAAAGGAGCCAGUAACCCCUCAGGCAGAGCCGUCCUCAGGAGGAGAAGUGAGCUCCAGCGAGGCCCCGGCAUCUCAGGAGGCUCAAGUUCCCGAACAGGCCAGCCAGUCCCCCAAUGCCUCAAAGAUCAGCUUCAGGAAAAGGAAAGCAGAAGCAGAGCCAUCAGAAAAGGAAGGAGAAGAAAUGAGUGAUGGUGCUCUAAAAGAAGCGCCUGAAGAAAUGAAAAAAGAGCAAGAUGUCCAAAGCACAACAGCUGAACCCGAGAAAGAGGAGAAAGAGAAGAAAGAGGAAGAGGUGGCACCAGUGAAGAUACGAAACAAGAGGCCUAAAGCUGCCAAUCCCUAUGGGGCUUGGGAAGAGAUCCAGGAAGAGGAGGAUCCAUAUUCCAAGGUGGACUUACAGCUUCCUCAGGUGGAGGGAAGCACCAUCAGCACGCCGGUCGACCUGCCGCCAGAGCCAAAAACAAAGUUCAAGGAACGCGUUAUCACUUCCCUCGGAGAGGAAGGCGGCGGACCCGCUUCAUUCAGGAAAAACAAGACACAGAACGGCAAAUCCCGGAGCCUCCGACAGAGAGACAACGACGACGACUGACCCAAUCGCGUAAAAACUUUACGCAGUAGAAGACUUUUACACAAAUAAAACAACUUUUGACAUAUGAAUGAACCUUUUUGAUUUUUGAAGUGUAAAUGCUUUUUUUUUUUAGGAGUUUGUUUCAGGAAAAAUUGUAGACAAGUAAAAUGUGCUGUUUAAAUUUAAUUUUUUUUAAUCCUAAAUUUUUUUACCAUUGGACACAAUCCACGCUCUUUUCUUUUUACUGAUAUGUUAUAUAAUUAAGGUGUGCAAGUGUGUGUAUUGUCAUUCUAUCCUGCAGUCUGGUAAGGGCAGAUACACCCAUACAGAGCAAUUUAAAUAAAACUUUUUUGUAUUUUUCAUAUUUGUAUUUGUUUACCAUUGCUAGUAAU
Messenger RNA from Etheostoma cragini (Arkansas darter), 1869 nucleotides. It is a transcript of the gene wbp4, whose product is annotated as WW domain binding protein 4. Gene Ontology annotation, cellular component: precatalytic spliceosome; nucleus. The transcript is spliced from 10 exons. Bases 185 to 1498 code for a protein of 437 amino acids. Lineage: Eukaryota; Metazoa; Chordata; Actinopteri; Perciformes; Percidae. Gene Ontology annotation, molecular function: RNA binding; zinc ion binding; protein binding. Gene Ontology annotation, biological process: mRNA splicing, via spliceosome. The record is from RefSeq and is a predicted model, not a curated record.